GGCUCGCAUUUUAGGUGGGAAUUCGGCUCCCUUCGUCGCGUCUCAGCGGCCUGCGAAUUUCUGAUUGGGUGCAUCGCUCCGGCGUUGCCCCACCGCCUGGACGCUUGACCGCAUCCGUCGGCCCUGGUGCUGGCCCGGAUCCCAAAGGCCAGAACCAAGAGAGACAAGAGACAGAGACAGAGAGAACUACGGACAGGAUCUAGAGUGGUCUAGCUAUGGAACGGAUUGGCGGAUACACUUAGUGGGUAGCUAAAGUGCGAUCGUCAGACGCGUUGCGGCACCUAGAGUUCACGCCCUCGAGAUGCGUACCUACGAGCGUAUAGUAGACAAGCCCCCCAAACGCGUGUCUCGUCUCUGCGGCGGUCUCGCCAGCAAGUAACCUACCUACCCUAUAGGUAGAGUAGACGGGAGAGUACCUGCUUCGUUGCCUGCGCAGCGCAUGCAUGCACUUUAACGGCGCCCGAUUGGCAUGUUAUUUCUUAUUUGUUCAUUCCUCCCGUCACGCACUCGGUGGGCGUUUGGCCUCAGGCACCUACCUACCUACCUCCUACCUCUACCCACCAACCUUGGGUGCCUACCUUACCUACAGCCAGCCAGCCGGCCACAACAGACGUCCCGUCGUGAGAGUGGUGAAGAUGGUUAACUAUAAGAAUAAGAGCCGAUCUCUUCACGUGGCGAUGGUCGCGCGCAGGAGAAUUCCCGCCGGUCGGUUGCCCUGUAACAUGGCGUGGAUCGAGAAGUCUAUGAGAUCAUUGCUACCGAAAAAAUGCGUCUCACCUCUCUCGAAAGGGGUUUGUAACGUACCCGGGUACCUAGUCUCAACCCAUGACCCUGCACCGGCCGGUAGGUAUUUACCUACUGCACAGGCACCUAUUUGCUGCACGUAUUUUGUCAAGAUAUUUACUCUAUAGAGGGAUGUGGAUUUACACGGAAAUAUCUAAUACCGGUAGUAAGGAAUAGUAG
Durotheca rogersii is the source of this 963-nucleotide messenger RNA. RefSeq lists its product as uncharacterized. NCBI's taxonomy places the organism in Eukaryota, Fungi, Ascomycota, Sordariomycetes, Xylariales, Xylariaceae. The coding region runs from base 444 to 911 and encodes 155 amino acids. The transcript has 2 exons. The record is from RefSeq and is a predicted model, not a curated record.